Molecule: messenger RNA, 1068 nt
Organism: Lathyrus sativus (Indian pea)
Lineage: Eukaryota; Viridiplantae; Streptophyta; Magnoliopsida; Fabales; Fabaceae
Source: the annotation of a GenBank genome assembly
AUGGCCGACCAAGAUAACUCCACGCGCCGCCCUCAACGUGAAGCGAAGAAAAGAGCAGUAGCUGCACUGUGUGAACAGCGGAAAAGAAAACGCGUCGCUCUCGGUGAUAUAACCAACGACGUCGUUCCAGAUACCGAGAAACUUGUUUCCGAUUCCCACAGUCACAGUCAAAGGAAGAAGAAGAGAAACAUCGCUAAAUCUCCGGUACCGGAGAAAUUGGAAGAUCCUCAGUUAUGUGAACCUUAUGUUUCUGAUAUUCACGAUUACCUUCGUAAUUUGGAGGUUGAUCCUAGUAAAAGGCCUUUGCCUGAUUAUAUACAGAAAGUUCAGAGGGAUAUUAAUGCGAAUAUGAGGGGUGUUCUUGUGGAUUGGUUAGUUGAAGUUGCUGAAGAGUACAAACUUGUUUCCGAUACGCUUUAUUUCUCUGUUUCUUACAUCGAUAGGUUUCUAUCAUUGAAUGAUUUAAGUAGACAGAAGUUGCAAUUGCUUGGUGUUUCUUCAAUGUUGAUUGCUUCAAAAUAUGAAGAGAUUAAGCCACCGGAAGUUGAGGAUUUUUGUUACAUUACUGACAAUACAUACUCCAAGGAAGAGGUUUUGUGUAUGGAGGCUGAAAUUUUGAAGUCUUUGAAAUUUGAAUUGGGUGGUCCUACAAUAAAGACAUUUCUAAGGAGAUUCAUCACUAAAGUUGGUCAAGAGGGUGUUGGUGCAUCUGAGUUGCAGUUUGAGUUCCUUUGCUGUUAUCUCGCCGAACUCAGUUUGUUGGAUUAUAAUUGUGUAAAGUUUUUGCCUUCUAUGGUGGCUGCAUCAGUUGUAUUUCUAGCCCGUUUCAUGCUAAACCCAAAGACUCGACCUUGGAACUCAGCCAUCUAUCAAUUCACCAGUUAUAAACCGGCUGAUUUGAAGGAAUGUGUUUUAAACAUACAUGACUUGUACCUUGGUAGGAAAGGGGCCACUUUGCAAGCUGUGAGAGACAAAUACAAACAACAUAAGUUCAAAUGUGUGGCAACAACACCCUCUCCUCCAGAAAUAUCUCUUACUUUCUUCGAAUUUAGAGGAGUAGAUCCUUAG